Molecule: messenger RNA, 1677 nt
Organism: Volvox carteri f. nagariensis
Lineage: Eukaryota; Viridiplantae; Chlorophyta; Chlorophyceae; Chlamydomonadales; Volvocaceae
Exons: 2
Coding region: 105-773 (222 amino acids)
Cellular component (GO): EMC complex
Source: RefSeq, a predicted model, not a curated record
AGCGACGAUAGUUUAAUAUCGUUUCGAUCGAAGUGUAACGGUGAACACGACUUGCUAAGCUGCACCAACUGCUGCCUUGAAGUUCCUUGAAGUAGGCCACCACUAUGGUGGCAUGUACAGUAGAUCAAGUAGCUUUUCUUAAAGUUUUAGCUCACGCCGCCAAGUUCCCUUCAAACAGCAUAAACGGCAUUUUACUUGGCAACUGUUCGGAGGGCGGCAAUGUUGAAAUUCACGAUGCCAUCCCGCUAUGCCAUACAACUCUGACGUUAGCACCUGCUCUGGAAAUUGGACUUGCACAGGUUGAGUCAUAUACGCACAUAGCUGGCGGUUUCAAGAUUGUAGGGUACUACCAGUCAGAUGCGCGUUUCGGUCCUGGGGACCUUUCGCCGUUAGGACGGAAGAUUGCCGACAAGGUGUCCGAACAUCAAUCGGACGCAGUGGUGAUUGUGCUGGAUAACAAGCGACUGGAGCAGUUUUGCAAGGCACAGGCCGAUAACCCGUUUGAGCUUUUCCACCGAGAUGGGACAAAAGGCUGGAAGCGCUCUGGCAGCGGUAGCAGCGCGGCUGACAGUGGGGCCACGGCGCCCAAGGUGCUCCAGCUAAAAGGCAACGAUUGGAAGCAGCUGCGCGAGGAGUUCUUCACCAUGUUUAAGCAGCUCAAACACCGGACUCUGUACGACUUUGAGGAGCACUUGGACGACCCGGCAAAGGACUGGCUAAAUAGGAAUUUCUCGGCAGCCCUCAAGUUCGUGCUGCCAGGGAAUGCGCUCUAGGAUGAAACGGGAAAUGGGACUGGGAUUCACUGGGAAGCGAGGGACUGGAAGGGUAGCCGCCUCGGGCGUGGUGUCAGCUUAUCCAGCAGUUGGAAAAUCACGCACGCGGCGCCAAAGGGUGGUUUUGUUGGGAGUAUGCAUUGGGGCUUUUUAACCCCAAGUGAGGAUUGUAUGUGGCAGGCGUGGAUAGGGGUACGCAACUGGGUGAUAGUUUUGCACCUCUGCUCUCUUGGACCCUUGACCGGGUCUCAGCUUUCAGCCGGCGUUGUCGCAUUACCCUGUCGGAUGACCAUUCGUGGCUUCCUUCGUGAAGGCACUCGUGGUGUGUUCGUCUGGCGGCGUUACUUGCGACUGGUGUGGUGAUGUGCACUGCCACUGGCCGUUGAAGGCCCUUGCGAACUCCGUAUUAGGCUACAGUUGCUGGGGCAUUGGGUUUGGGCUCCUCAGUGGGGUGGGGAGCGUACGCGCUUGCUUUGCUGUUCAACAAUGACCUACGUAUUGGUGAAGGAGGGUGGAACGGGUUUGUCGCAUUAAUGUAGGCAAAAUGUCGUCGGUCUAGUCGGCCUUGGCAUUAUCUUUCUGCCUGCUUGCCAGGUGGUGCCGCUGCCGUGUUGAUUUCGGAACAGGUAUCUAUCAUUCAGCGCUGCUCCACGUCAGUGGGUCGGUCGUUGAAUCUUUAUGAUAUGGAUAAAAUGACCGGCCAUCAUGCCGUACAGUCUGACAAAAUGGACGCGAGACAGCCUCUUUGCCUGUCCCCCCUUCCUUACCCCCCCGGCAUAUUCUUUUUCCGCUUUCUCGAAAUUAGACAAUUGGUUGGUGGUGUGAGCAUCUCCCUAAUACGACCUACUGCUAAUACGACCAUUCUGGCGAAGAAGAAAAGCCUUUUAACAAUUCAAUCCGGGCG